AUGAAUGCUGGCCCAUCUUGGAAUAAAGCACAACGUUCAAAAAACUCUUCAGGAAAAAGGCAGAGUAAAUCCCAGGCACCCCAGGUGCCCCCCCAUCUGCCCGUGGACAGACUCAGAGAAAGCGUUUCCCCGGAAGGCAAACCCAAAAGGAGCCCCCUGGACCCCAGGUGUCGGGGCGCCUCGGGGAACGAGCUGUUUCUCGACCUUCAGUGCAUGAAAAUCAUGAAGGAGGGCGCAGACGAGGACAGCGCCAGCGACUUGUCGGACUCGGAGAGAGUCCCGGUGCCGCCUUCCGCGCUCGCGCCCCCGGAGCUGCACCUGCGAGCGGAGGAGAUCGAUGCCGCCGACCCGGACCCGGACCCCGACCCGCGGGGCACGCAGACCACCUACCGCUACGCGGACUUCCUCCCGGCCCCGUUCAGCUCCUGGGACCUCCGCGACCUGGCCGUGCCACCGGGCGCCGAGCCCAGGCCAGCGGCUCAGGGCGGCGCUGCGGGGCUGCUCGCCAGGUACAUCGACAGGCUGCUCCAGCUCGAGUGGCUGCAGAUGCAGACCGUGCAGGGUGAGAAGGGGAAGGGCGCCAAGGCCAGGCCUCCCACCGCCCCCGGCAUGGCGGGGGCUCUGAAAAGCCCAGGCAGAAGCAAGCUGGUGGUCAGCGCUCCCGCCAGGCCUCACCAAGAGGGGGCUCCCAAGCCAGGCGCUUCCCGAAGGAGAGACCUGCACCUCGAGGAAGCCCGUCCAUCCUAUUACGCCUUUGACACCCCCCGCAAAGCUGUCCACGUGGCGCGGAGCGGCGGACCAAGUUCGCAGAAGCCAGCCUUGGAGGGCAGGACAGAGGAGCAGAAAAAGAAAUGGAGUAAGAGCCCCAGGCCGCAGCGCCGGGACCUGCCCUGCAGUGACAGCGGCCCCCGCGCGGACAGCGGCGGUGGCGGUGCUUCGGCGCAGGCGGUGACCACCCUGGACUCCUGCGGAGCCCCCAGAGCGCAAGCUCACGGGAACCUGAAGAAGAAGGGCAGUGCCAGCACCUGCUCUCAGGCCACCAUAUCCAGUGAGAAGAAAUUCAAAACCAAUGGAGUAAAGCAAAGCACAUACAGAUUCAAAUAA
Messenger RNA from Puma concolor (puma), 1104 nucleotides. The record is from RefSeq and is a predicted model, not a curated record. Lineage: Eukaryota; Metazoa; Chordata; Mammalia; Carnivora; Felidae.